Drosophila innubila is the source of this 1931-nucleotide messenger RNA. It is a transcript of the gene Dus3, whose product is annotated as tRNA-dihydrouridine(47) synthase [NAD(P)(+)]-like. The record is from RefSeq and is a predicted model, not a curated record. NCBI's taxonomy places the organism in Eukaryota, Metazoa, Arthropoda, Insecta, Diptera, Drosophilidae. Gene Ontology annotation, biological process: tRNA processing. Gene Ontology annotation, molecular function: flavin adenine dinucleotide binding; tRNA dihydrouridine synthase activity; RNA binding. The coding region runs from base 59 to 1819 and encodes 586 amino acids. The transcript has 4 exons.
AGCACUUCUAUGUUUGACAGCUCAAAUUUUAACAACUGAAUAGAAUAGAAUAUUACACAUGGAGCCGGGUAUUUGUUAUAUUAAGCCAGAGUAUUUGAUAAGUGAAGCCAAUGGCGGCGGGCAGACAACGUCAAAUGACGGCGAUUCAAACAAAAGAAAGCACGAGGAAGAAGCAGACGCUCAAAACGAGACUGGCAACAAACGCGGAGGAGGGAAAAAGGAACGAAAACGUGGGCAAAACAAGAACCGCCCCGUAUUCAAGGACGAGCGUUUUUCGCAUCUCUGCCACUCGUUGAUAGAUGGACCCGGAGGAGAAACAUGCACGUUGGCCAAUUGUCGCUAUGUACAUGACUUGGACGCCUACUUGGCAGCCAAGGGCGAGGAUCUGGGCAACGAGUGUUAUGUGUACGCAACCAAAGGCUACUGUGGCCGCGGUGUCACCUGUCGUUUUGCUAAGUCGCACACAGAUGCACAGGGAAGGAACAUGAGAGGGAAGGACUACGAUGAACAGAAGCCGCUAACCACGUGCAAUGGCAUCAGUGCAGAACUGCAAGUGCGAUUGCGAAAACACGACUAUGACUUUUCUCGCAGUAAGGAAGUUAUUAAACAAGCGGAAAAGCUGCGCGACGAGAGGAAGCAACAGGCGAAAGAGAAAGCGGAAACGGCAGAGGAGGAGCCCCGUCAAGCGGAUGUAGAGCCGGCUAUUGGCAGUGCCAUUGAUGACUCUCCAAGUGGACGUGAUGCUCCUCGCAAGCCUGUCAUUGAUUUCCGUGAAAAACUUGUGCUGUCGCCGCUGACAACGGUUGGGAAUUUGCCAUUUCGACGCAUCUGCAAGGAGUUUGGCGCGGACAUCACGUGCGGGGAAAUGGCAUGCGCUGUGCCCCUGCUUAAGGGCCUAGGACAGGAGUGGGCGCUGACCAAGCGUCACGAGACCGAGGACAUCUUUGGCGUGCAGGUGUGCGGUAACAAUCCCAAUGUGAUCACACAAGCGGCACAGGUGCUGCAUGAAACAGCUCGCGUGGACUACAUCGAUCUGAACAUUGGUUGUCCCAUCGAUCUCAUCUACCAGCAGGGCGGCGGCAGCGCCUUGAUGAGACGCACCAACAUCCUGGAGCUGGCGGUGCGCAGCUGUGCGGCCUUAUCCGACAAGCUGCCCUUCACGGUCAAGAUGCGAACGGGUGUCUAUGCGGACAAGAGUGUGGCCCAUGAGCUGCUGCCUCUGGUAGAAGAGUGGGGUGCCUCAGCGGUGACGUUGCAUGGACGCUCUCGAGAGCAGCGGUACACAAAGUCAGCCAACUGGACUUAUAUUGAGCAAUGUGCGGCGCAGGCCAAGCACAUGCCCGUCAUUGGCAAUGGAGACAUUCUCAGCUAUGAGGAUUAUGUCGAACGACGUGCGCUGGCUCCACAUGUCAACUCCGUGAUGAUUGGACGCGGGGCCCUGAUCAAGCCGUGGAUAUUUGAGGAGAUCAAGCAGCAGAAGAUCUGGUCACCCACAUCCACACAGCGCUUUGAGAUGCUGCGUCGCUAUUGCAACUACGGACUGGAGCAUUGGGGCUCCGAUACAAAGGGUGUGGAGAGCACACGACGUUUUCUGCUCGAAUGGCAGUCGUUCCUCUAUCGCUACAUACCCGAGGAGUUGCAGCUGUCGCCGCCACAAAAGAUCAAUUCCAGACCACAAAAGUAUCGUGGACGCGAUGAAAUGGAAACCCUAAUGAGCUCAUCCAAUGCUGCCGAUUGGGUUAAACUCAGUGAAAUGCUGCUCGGACCAGUUCCCCAGGGAUUCAGCUUUGUGCCCAAACACAAGGCGAACGCCUUUUAGGUCGGAAAAAUAUCCCAGUUAAUAUUGUUAAGUUUUAGAAAGUUUUCCUGUUUGAAAUAUUCUACACAAAGUCUUAUAUCAUUUUGUAAUAAAUGCGUUAACCAUACUAUAG